CAGGGGAUUGAUCGGCGAUGGCGGCAAUGGCGCCUCAUCUGGAGCGCUUCGGCAGGGAGCUCAAGUGUCCAAUCUGCUUGAGUCUAUUCCAGCAAGCCGCGGUGCUUUCUUGCACCCAUUGCUUUUGCAAGCCGUGCAUUCUUACAUCCUUGAAGGGCAUGCCAUUCUGUCCUGUGUGUAAAGUCCCUGCCACGAGACGAGAGGUGAGGCCUUCGCCAAAGAUGGAUAACGUUGUGGGUAUUUAUCGGGAUAUAGAAGCUGCGGUUGGAAUCACACCGUUUGCUAGUCAGGAUCCAAAUACUCAUGGAUUUCACAAGCAAACGAAAGGAGGUGACAAUUCCCCUGAACGCGGAAAAGCUACUAAGAGAAUUCCUUCUAAGAAAAGAGUUCAGGCACCUCAGAUGGUCAGUUCUGGGAAUGCCAAAGAUAAAGAGAAAUCUCGCAAGAGGAAACGUAAAGCACAAGUUGAAGAAAAAGAAGAAGAAGCCUUGAAUCCAGUGAGUCUUAAUGACUUUGAGAACUUUGAAGCUGAGCUUGCAAAGGAGAAGACUUGGGAAUUUGGACGAUGCGAAGCUGCCUCUUCGUCGAAACUGCAAAAGACUGCUGAACAUAAUACUGCGCAACAGGAACUUCCUCGACAAAGUACUCCUCUUGCUCCUUUCUUCUGGCUCUCCUCGCAAGAUGAUCCACAGAUAACGCAGACACAUCCAUCGCCGGAUAUUGCUGCAAAUCGCCCUUCGUUCAGCGACCUCAAAAGCUCAGAGCAUCAGUCAAGUGAACAAGACAUGGAAGACGUAUCAAAAGGUCAUGGAGCGGAUUCUGAUCCAUUUCUUUGGACUCAGCGUGCAUGCUCUCCCGAACUUGAAUGCAAUGCUCACGACGAUAUGAUGAACUUGAUCGUUGAGGAUUCACAAGAACUUGAUCCUUAUCUUCCUAUUAAGCAGUUUUUAAAAGGUGACACAGACUCGGGAAAAAGCGUGAUUAGAAGAGCUCGCGUGGAUCCUGUCAAGGUUGAAGUUCCUUUUGACAAGAUUCCUUGGACGGAGAAGCCGCAUGCACCUGUAUCAGAAGGUCCACCAAAAGAAGGCGAUGUUAAGCCAGUUCGGUCUCCUGCAAAGAAGAGAAACAACAGGAUAAGUAAAAGUCCUGUGCGUCAAGUUGGUAAUGGUACUGUACAAGAACGCGAAGUUUCUCCCCGGAAAUCUGGAGAGGUUUUUUGUGCAUUCUGCCAGCGUGCAGGCGAUUGUUCUGUUUGUGGAGACCUGAUGGCUUACAAGAACGGUCUUCUUUUUCCAAGAAAUAGCGGUGCCAAAAACGUUGUACACAAGCUUUGUGCUGAAUGGGCACCUAAAGUCUACUUUAUUGGCGAUGAAAAUGAAAACAAACUGCAAAAUUUGGAGUCAGAAAUUUUCCGGGCCCGGAAGCUUAAGUGUAAGAGCUGCAAGAGAAAAGGUGCAGCAUUGGGUUGCUAUUGGAACAGCUGUCGUAAAUCUUUCCACUAUCACUGUGCGAAAGCUGAUUCCAACUUCAAGUUCGACACGACACGGUUUCUCGUGCUUUGUCCAGUCCACGCGACCGGUUCUUUUUCUGGGAAACGAAGGAAAAGCUCCUCAGAAACAAAACAAAAAACGUCGAGACCAAGAGGUGGGAAAGCCAAAAAAGCAGAAGCGCAAAAUUGUCCUAGAAAAUAUGUCUUCUGCGGUUCAAGCUUGGAUACUCGUGACAAGGAGCAACUGGCAAAGUUCGCAUCAGCAACAGGAUCACUCGUCGAAUCAUCGUGGAACCAUAAUGUGACCCAUGUGCUUGCUGGUCCCGACGCGACUGGCGGUGCUCGGAGGACACUAAAGCUCUUGAGGGGGAUUCUGGAAGGAAAAUGGAUAUUGCAGCCUGAGUGGUUAACCGCCUGCCUAUCAACUGGCCAUUUCGUAGACGAGGCACCAUACGAAGCUCGAGUUGAUGUACAAGGCAGACUUGAGGAGGGACCCAAGCAAGGAAGACUUCUUGCAAACUCAGAGGCCCCGAAGCUGUUUACCUUGCUAGACUUCUACUUCACCGAGUUUGAGGGGUCACUGAAAACGGACCUGGAGACCCUGGUCCGAGCCGGUGGUGGAACCGUGCUACAUCGUCAGCCUGUCUCUCCAUCUCCCAAGACAACGCUGGUUAUCUAUCCACAAGACAGCAAAACGCAACGGAAAGCGGCAACCUCGAUAGCCGAAGCUACAGGAGCCGUCGCUCUGGAACACACUUGGAUCCUCAACUCCGUAGCCGGCUACCGCCUUCAACCUUUGCGGGAUCAACCAAAUUGGGAGGAAAAGGAAAAGCUCUGAUGGAGCUCCAAGACAACGAUGCGUCCGACAGGUACAAGCUAGUGAUCAAACUCCAGGGCCGGGG
Molecule: messenger RNA, 2391 nt
Organism: Selaginella moellendorffii
Lineage: Eukaryota; Viridiplantae; Streptophyta; Lycopodiopsida; Selaginellales; Selaginellaceae
Product: protein BREAST CANCER SUSCEPTIBILITY 1 homolog
Exons: 15
Coding region: 18-2327 (769 amino acids)
Biological process (GO): double-strand break repair via homologous recombination; positive regulation of transcription by RNA polymerase II; negative regulation of fatty acid biosynthetic process
Cellular component (GO): BRCA1-BARD1 complex; BRCA1-A complex; plasma membrane
Molecular function (GO): ubiquitin-protein transferase activity
Source: RefSeq, a predicted model, not a curated record